Pelobates cultripes (western spadefoot toad) is the source of this 8333-nucleotide messenger RNA. Lineage: Eukaryota; Metazoa; Chordata; Amphibia; Anura; Pelobatidae. The record is from the annotation of a GenBank genome assembly.
AUGGAAGGCCGUGCAGUAUCUCACUUUGACGCCAGGCUCCAGCAGCGACUACAGGAUGUGAUGCGCAGUAUGGAGUAUCCUAUCCCAGAGGAAAGAGAGACAGAGUGGAGGGUGGCGCUUCGUACCGAUCUCUGGAAGGAGGACAUCGACGAAAUUCGACCCUUCCGGUGCGAGGAAAUCCUGACCACUAACCAGCGCCAAGCAGAACAACUAGAGCUGCGGAUGCCGUUAUUGGGAAACCAGCCCUCAGAGGAAUGGGUAAGCGAACUGGAGACGCUAGUUGAGACUGAGGUGUGGCUGGAUGAUUCCUAUCGGGCCCUGCGGUGGCAUGUUUACCACCUCUACCCAUGGCUGAUUGAGUACAAGUGUAUUGAGGGGGAAGACUACGACGGCCCUGGUUUGUUGUGGGAUACUAUUGAAACUAGUCUCUGGUUCGGAGACACCGACAUUGCUCGCUUCUGGUCCAUCCGAGCUGAGCGGGCAGACAACUGGGACCUUACAGAGAUCGAUGCCAUUCAGCCAGAUCUAUCUUUUCUUGCCAACCGAGAGUGGGAACUAGAACAGGAUUAUGUUUGCCUAUUCCAACGUAUAACGCCGCCUGUCUUUGACAUGAUGGGGCUUAUUGACUGUAUACCACCGGAAGCAUUGAGUUUAGUUCCUCCUCCCCAGCAACCAAGCCUGUUAUCAGGAGACUUUGGUACUGUACCACAUAUGUCCCAACCAGCCCCAGAGAUGGAAGACCUUAUUGACUUGUCCUGGGAAGACACCCAGCUGGCAGGUGGGGAUGGGACCGAGGUCUCUCUACAGGCCCUACAGGGAUGCUGGGCAGUCAGCCCAGAUCCCCAGCGGCAGUAUGUAUCCCAGGGAGCUGAAGGUGCUGUACUUCCUCCCCAGCGGCAGUGUGUCCUGCAGGAAGCGGAGACAGUCGGUCUCGCUCCCCAGCAGCAGGGCAAUAUAUUAAAAGGGGAGACAGUUGGUACCCCUCUCCAACAGCAGAGAGUGUUCCAGGGAGAGGAACCGGUUAUCACCUCUCCCCAGCAACAGGACAAAUUAUUGAAAGGGGAGACAGUCGGUCUCCCCCUCCAACAGCAGAGAGAGUGUCAGGGAGAGGAGCUUGUUAUCCCCUCUCCCCAGCGGCAGUGUGUAUCCCAAGGAGCUGAAGGUGCAGUCCUUCCUCCCCAGCGGCAGUGUGUACCCCAGGGAGCUGAAGGUGCAGUCCUUCCUCCCCAGCGGCAGUGUGUACCCCAGGGAGCUGAAGGUGCAGUCCUUCCUCCCCAGCGGCAGUGUGUACCCCAGGGAGCUGAAGGUGCCGUCCUUCCUCCCCAGCGGCAGAGUGUCCUGCAGGGAGCAGAGACCGUCAGUCUCGCACCCCAACCACAGGACAAAAUAAUGAAAGGGGAGACAGCUGGUCCCCCUCUCCACCAGCAGAGAGAGUGUCAGGGAGAGGAGCCUGAUACCCCCUCUCCCCAGUGGCAGUUUACAGUUCAGAGAGAGGAGCUUGUUACACCCUCUCUCCAGCGGCAGCCUAACCCAGCAAGGGGAGAUGUUACACCCCCCAACAGUGCAGAUGGGACUGUAGUCUCUGCACUUACAGCACAAGGGUAGGGACAGUCGGUCCUGUUCCCCAGCCACAGAGCGGUGUAUCCAGAGGGGAGACAGUCGGUCUCUCCCUCCCACAACCAGGCUCCCACCAGGCUACUUCUGUGGUAGCACUGGCAUCAGGGCAGAGUACCGCUGGUCUCUGCCCACUCAGCAACCCACCAAGGCAGCCUAACAGUUGCCCACACAGUCGUGGUGAGGCACCUGGACAUGGACAAAGUUCUCCUCUACCCAGGUGUAGUAACCAGUUAUUGUGGGUGGGCUGUACUGCUGUUUCUGUUUUGUGGGUGGGUUGCUGGACUAACCAGGGCACUGACCGGCAGGAGGUCAGAUACCCUGUUAGUCUAGUUGGUAAAGGGGAGAAGUGUGGCGAAACCAACCUCGCCACUGUGAACUGGAGAAGCCUGGUUGCUCGCCUGCUCCCUUUGGACUAUGGCCCUGCAGGUUAAACCGUUUAUUUCCCCUGCAGAAAGGCUUAUUUGUGUGAUCUGAGUGCCAUUCAUCUAAUAAUGUGCACUCAGAUCCCAGCUAUCUGGGGAUAUGUGAAAUGUCUGUGUGUUAGGUGUAAAUGUGACUUUAUGUAUUUUAAAGUGUUUUGUGUCUUUUUGCAACCAUGUGCUUAAUGGAGUCUUGUGUCUGUCCUGGGAGAUAAUUGAAUUACUUAUCUCCAGGAUAGAAGACUCUGAAACUGGUUUGGGCCAGAAAGCCAUGCUUCAUUUAGUCACAAAGGACUUUUUACUAACUUUUGAACCCCUUGUCUGAUUUGUGCCAUUUUUGAAUAUGUUGUUCCCCUGAAUGGAUUGAUUGUGAAUAUGUAAUUUUAUGUGAAUGUGAUGUAUGGUUUUGGAGUUAUGAAAGUUGGGUAGAAAGUAUGUUUUAACUGUAUGUGACAGUACAGGGAGUUCCUGUUUUAACCCUCAAAGUGAAGUGUCGUCUCAUUAUUGGGGGAAGGAUUUAUUGUAUGCUGUUCCAGUUUGACUGCUAGGAGAGUAAACCUAUUCGUAUGGUUCCUAUUCAACUGUCUACAGCAUUCAUAUGCUUGAGAGAAGGUAUACGCUUCUCUGGUUCGGUGAUUGUGGUGUCGGCUGCAGUGCUUGGAGUCCUCAGGAAGCGCUAGGAGCAUCUUUCAACGGAGGUACCCAGUCGGGGUGCCAGGUGAUCCGUUACAGGUUCCAAAUCAACUAUUUUGCGAGUCUAAUUUCAGUUCACAAUAAUUAAGUGAAAACAAUUAAAUCAUUUAUAUAGCGCCAAUGUGUUCCGCUGCACUGUACAGUUGGUAAAACAAGAUAAGCAAUUCUAUCAAAACAUGUUUGACAUAUGGAAAUAGUAGGAGAUGAGGGCCCUGCCCAAAAGAGCUUACUAUCUAAACUAAACUCCAACAUAAUUAAAUUCACUGAAAUGUACAUUUUAAGGAAUUCUAAAUGAAUUAUAAAUUUGAGACCACAAUAGCCAAACUGGAAGCGUAGCUGACUUUAUCCAGUUGGACCUGAAUGUUUUGGAUUCAAAUCUUAAAUUCGCAGUGAAUUCCUUGCUAUCACGAUGUGCUCGUUGCCAUGGCAAUAAUGCAGAAUGCACCAGUGCAAAGUAACAUUGUAUCUUCACGCACAAGGAGAAACGUUACUUCUUAUUACAGUAACAGGGUAUUUACUAGAGGGAAAAUUCAAAGUAGAUUUCAAUUUAAGGCCAGAGGAGCGAAAACGGAAAGCUUAGGUUGCUUAGAAAUUUUUCCAGUUCAGCUGAUUAAAUCUUAAAUUUGAAAUCCACGUUGAAUUGACCUUGAAAUCUCACGUAAGUGAAUAAGCCUGGUGUAGCGGAGCUGCAAUAUAAAAUCCCAAUAUCUCCGCUGGUACAGAAAGUAAUCCAAGUAAAGCGCUGGAAAAGAUGGCAAUAUCCCAAAUCCCCCAGUAACCGGACGAAACACAGUUCUGGGAGUCAACUGACAAUUUUAUUUAAAAGCUCCAGUAUUUAUGUGAUUCCCCAUGCAAGGGGUUUCCCUAGUCACUUUACAGGGGUUGUACAGUAGAGGACUACAUGGGGAACUGAACAUGCAGGACAUUUUUCCCACCAUGCACUGCUGUACGAGAGGGAUACUCCCACUAGAAUAUCUUGUUAAGUGAAUGAUCCCUCCAUACAGCAGGACCGGCUUUUCACACAAAAAUAUGUAACUUAUACUUUAUUUGUGCCAUUGUACCGAAUGACCGUUCGGCAGAUAGCUGGGGUCUGAGCGCACACUUUGGGAAAGUACCGCUCAGAUCCCAGCAUAAAUAACCAAACGCCGCAUGAAAUACAUUUUACCAUCAACUUUUCAGAAGGUCAUGAAUGCAUAGGUUGGAAGCAAGUACCGAAAGACCGGCGCUCCCGAACGGCCUGGAAGUCCAGCACCGUCGAGUAGCCGAUUGUAGUUCCAGGCACUCGACGACCAAACACCACUGGGCUAAAAGAAAAUCCAAGAUGACCGCCGCCGCGUGGUCAGUAGCCGAACGACGGCCACCCGGGAAAUCAAUUAGCAGCCGAUGGAUACGAUGUUGUGACCAGUUAAUGGGAGCCACACGACCCCCUGUGUGUGGCUCCCAUUCGGUACUUUGUUCGUUUCACGAAUAGUGUGGAAAGUCACUGUUCGUGAAACUACGAUAUGAAUGCUAGCGGUUUUCGGCUGUUAGCAUACGAAUGUUCUUUAUUACAGGUAUAGACGAAUAUAUAAACUAACAGAGCAGAAACAGCUUUUCUGGGACAACCUGUAGACAUAGAAUAACAUAAUCUGAAGUGGCUAAGUUUGCCACACCUGGCUAUGUUUUAUCUCAGCAAUUGAGAAUGUAGACUUCUCACAUUAACAUAUUUUGGUAAGAUCUGUAACUAAGCAGUGAGCAUUUCUAUACUGUAUUGUUUCUUUAACCCUUGUAACCUGUUUAUACUUUAGAGUUAUUCGGGGCUUAAAUAGAAAUCUGCUAUAUUCUCAGCAUUUUUGGCCUAAGUGUCAAAUCUUAGUUGACAUUCACACCUGCUUUUUCAAAGACUCACAUCUUUCAUCGAUUCAUACAAACGUUGCCAAUUUCAGGCCUCCCAACUGUCCCUCUUUCGGCAGGACAGUCCUGAUUUGGGGUCCUUUCAGGCUGACCCGUUUUAGCUCCCUGACCCACCCACUUGUCUCCGGCAAUUGGUGCCUCUUGAGUUUAUCUCCACUGAGCAAAACAAAGCAGGAAGUAACAGGACCAGUGUCUGAUUGAAAACUGGGGAUGGGAUGUGGAUAGUGUAACAAGGUUAAUUUGUAAAUGUGUCAAUUUCUAUUGAAGUCUGCACUUUUUAUAAAAUGAGAAAAAGAGGACACACUUCCCGCAUAAAACGUUUCAGAAAGCUAAAGUUCUUUGGGGGUCUAGACUUUCAUUUUAAUGGCAGGACAGCCUGGUAUUAAUGCACGGCAGGCUUCCUGUCCGUCACUAAGGCCGGCCCUUUGAGGGCAGGACAUGCAUGGAGCGCUGUUUCAGUGUUCCCUGCAGGGUCCUGUUGCCGUAAACAUAGGCAUAGCACGAGAGCAUCAUAAGACACGCUUGCGCUAUGUGGGCAGUUUCCUGGAGUCCCCAAAAGCUGGACACCAGCAAAUUAAAGCGGGAUGGUGGAACAUGGCCGAAAAUCGUGACUGUCCUGCUGAAAUCGGGACUGUUGGCAGGCAUGCACUAUGCAUGCAAUCAAUUUUUAAUCUGAAUUGAAUCUACGCUAUUACUGUUUGAGUCAUUUCACCCCAUUUCAUUUAGAUGGUCAGCUCUCACCACCUCUUGUUUUUGUAAGUCGAACCUUGAAUUACUUAGUAUGUCUCAUGACACCUGGCUGUUUAGUUAAUAAGCCCCCUUGUCCAACUAUGCAGCACAGCAAAAAAUAUGUGUAAAACCAUUCUAUGGGCGAGAUUCGCUACGCUGUGAAAAAAUGCUUUCGCUUCUCUCGUUAAUUGAUGUAUAAUACGUUGUUUCAGGUAGGACAAAAAACACUAUUUCUGUACCAGCAACAUUUAGUAAAAAAAAGAACUGGUUUGGAAAUAUCCUAGAAUUCAGCUACCAUUACUGCUUGGCUCUUUCAGUCUGAAUGCUGCAUUCAGUUUUAAGUUAGCUAUAAUUUGGGGUUUAAUAAAUAAACGUCUCUGUACAUACAAACCAGGCUGAGCCUUUUUCCCCACCGCGAGGUUUGCGCCAAGGAACAUUUAUAACUAAUGUACAUCCACACGGCCUAAUCACAAGCAUUUACUGUGAGAUGAGCCAUUCAACUCGUUUAUUUCUCCUUUGUGAUUUAAUUCCUUCAUUAUUAAUAUUUAUGACCUAAAAUUAUCAGGACAACAGGAGACAGAGCGCAGUAGCCCGUACGCGCAGUCACUGACUAAUCUUCUUUUCUUUGCAUUACACGUACAUAGAGAAACGGGUUCGCUGCCCCAGUUACUGUAUUUACAAAUCAUUAUGAUUUCUAAGCCAGUUGAUUCUGCCGGUGGAAGCAACCUACCGUUGUGGCUUUAUUUGGGAAUAAAGACAUUAAGCCCACCUCUGUGUUCUAUUGUGUGCAAUGCGGCUGGUGCUCCUGGGGAGUGGGGGGUGUUUACUGAGCUAUACAUUACCUACAGCAAAUUCCAAGGAAAUCAAUUAUGGCAAAGAAGACUGUAGACGUGGAAUGAAAAAUGAAGGGGGGGCGGAAGCAUUUGUACACAGGUUCCUGGGACCCCUAUAAUCAGCUCCUGUCACAUUCAUUACCUCAUUUGUAGGAGAUGAGGCUCCCGGUCAAUAUCAACCUAUAACCCAGUCAUGGCCCAACCUACCCGCAGUCCGGCUCCUGUCCAAUAUCAACCUCUAACCAUUGUCCAACCUACCUGCAGUCUGGCACCUGUCCAAUAUCAACCUCUAACCCAGUCAUGGUCCAACCUAUCCGCAUUCCGGCUCCUGUCCAAUAUCAACCUCUAACCAUUGUCCAACCUACCUGCAGUCCAGCACCUGUCCAAUGUCAACCUCUAACCCAGUCAUGGUCCAACCUACCCACAGUCCGGCUCCUAUCCAAUAUCAACCUCUAACCAUUGUCCAACCUACCUGCAGUCCGGCACCUGUCCAAUGUCAACCUCUAACCCAGUCAUUGUCCAACCUACCUGCAGUCCAACUCCUUUCCAAUAUCAAGCUCUAAUCCAGGCAUUGUCCAACCUACCUGCAGUCCGGUUCAUGUCCAAUAUGAACCUUUAACCCAGUCAUUGUCCAACCAACCUGCAGUUCGGCUCCUGUCCAAUAUCAGGCUCUAAUCCAGUCAUUGUCCAACCUACCUGCAGUCCAACUCCUUUCCAAUAUCAAGCUCUAAUCCAGUCAUUGUCCAACCUACCUGCAGUCCGGCUCCUUUCCAAUAUCAAGCUCUAGUCUAGUCAUUGUCCAACCUAUCUGCAGUCCGGCUCCUGUCCAAUAUCGCUCUCCUGCCCAAUUUACAGGCGGUUCAGCUCUUGUCUAAACUUUUAAAUGAAAGUCUUAAAUGGAUUAGGCACCCCAACAAGAUUUUUUAAUCCCUCGCCAAAAUUAUAUGAGAAAAGGUAGUUUCUUCCUGGCUAAGAAUGAUUUCAUUAUGUUUUUGGUAAAUAUAAUGAGAAUUUAUCAAAUCCCCCCUUAUCUGUGUGUCUUUUAAUAUUUAUUAUGGCACAAGAGAAUGAGAGACUUGCGCAGGCUUGCACUCUAUCUCACAGUGCAAUUUUCACAUAUAAAUGUGGUUUUCCUGAGGUGUAAUAGAGUGAGUACAUUGAGAAUGGAACCAGUAUUCAAUCUUUGGUAGUAAUGAUGUUGGAGAUAAUUUAAAUUAUUUGCACGCAACCAGCUGUCCGGCCAUCUUGAACAAUUGUAAAUCAGCUCUUAACCCCUUAAGGACACAUGACAUGUGUGACAUGUCAUGAUUCCCUUUUAUUCCAGAAGUUUGGUCCUUAAGGGGUUAAAGAGGAUCCUUUAUUGUCCUAAACAUGACAUUUUACAGUUUACUUAAUACAAUUAUAGAAUGUUCUUUACAAGUGUACAUUGUGAAUUUAAGAUUAGAAAAUCUACCAAAUCUGUUUUCAUUUUGAAGGGCACCGAUCUUAAUAAUAAUAAUUACAUUAAUCUAACUCUGCUAAACACGGGGUGUGAGAUCGGGGUAAGCAUUGUAAGCUUGUUUCAGAACAGCAUUCUUAACCUCUUCCUCUUUUUAUAAUUUAAAGUGCAGAGGAAUAUAUUGGCGCUAUGUAAACUAUAACAAUAAUAGUAAUAUAUAUAUUACUAUCACUUUAAUACUGGCCAGAAUUCUCCCUUAAACUUAACAUCCACGUGCCCAGGCAUUUACAGGAUUAAUGUACUUGGCUUCUAUUUUUACCGCACAGAAUGGAAAAGCCGAAGAGUCCAUAGUAGUAAUUUUUCCUGGAAUCUUUUGUAUCGCACGAUGGGCGCAAUCAAUAUAAUACCCACCUCUGUCACUGCGAAACACCAGUAAGGAGAGGUGGGAGUGAGGGAUAAGGUGUGAGGCUAAACAUAGCCCCCAAAUACAAGUGGGCCCUCUGAAGAGAUGAAUGACAGCGGCAGUAGUCACGGACGACAAUGGCUUCUAUUUAUAGCGUAGCGGAACAAGCAACCAGCCAAGAGCAGUCUCACACAGGGUGUCAGCCUACCGAUCCACCCACCACGGCUUCUGAACUCUCGGAAAUGGCGAUGUCACCCUACCAUCUGCUCUCCGGGGACAAGGACCCCCUGAUAACCUUGCACGUGUAA